Molecule: messenger RNA, 1211 nt
Organism: Rhododendron vialii
Lineage: Eukaryota; Viridiplantae; Streptophyta; Magnoliopsida; Ericales; Ericaceae
Product: zinc finger protein 4-like
Exons: 2
Coding region: 357-1052 (231 amino acids)
Biological process (GO): negative regulation of abscisic acid-activated signaling pathway
Source: RefSeq, a predicted model, not a curated record
CUUAGCUUUCCCAUAAUUAAACCAAACAUCUCUCUCUCUCUCUCUCUCUCUCCCUCUCUCUCCAUUUUCUUGAUUUCCCUUUUCUCCUCUCACCUCAGAACCUCCCAUCUAUGGCCUAAAAAACAUUCUAGUACUGACCCGUGAGCUUGUUCUUGAUCGUAAGCCGUACCAAAAUUGCACAAACGAAUCAGAUGUCUACAAGAAGUCUAGUGCACAAGAAAAUAUGGUCGUCUGUUAUGCUGGAGUAGCUCACUCUCUUGCUCAUUUCCGAAGCACCGAAAGAACAGGAAAACGUAUCACUCUCCUGCUCAUUCAGAAUGUAAGUUCUCUCUUCUGAUUACUCAUAGAAUCAAGUCAUGAAACCGCACGCCAUUGAUCUUGAAGCGGAGCCCUCCUCUGAAAACGACUCGGAAGACAUCAGCAGCCAAGUUGCCUCCACGAAUUCCAUCGCGAUUCAGUCAGUUUCUGAACCACUUUCCCUCGACUUAACUCUCACCUUCAACUCCACCAUUACCACAGAAGAUCUACCGACAAAGGACUCGGCAGGAUUUUCGAUAUCAAGCACUAGCGAAAGUAGCAACGCCAGGGCUUCUUCAUCGAUUCCACGAGUUUUCCCUUGCAAUUUCUGUCACCGGAAGUUCUUCAGCUCACAGGCACUUGGCGGCCAUCAGAAUGCACACAAGAGAGAGAGAACCCUAGCAAAACGCGCUAUGCGAAUGGGGGUAUUCGCGGAGAGGUAUGCCAAUUUGGCAACACUGCCUCUCCAUGGUUCGGCAUUUCGGUCUUUGGGAAUCGAAGCGCAUUCUUCAGUGCACCAAAGCUUUGUGCCGCCAGUUAGGUCGUUUGAAUUUAGAGGAAGUGGGGGGCGUGAACUAGGGCAUUUGGGUAUGCCUAUUUUCCUGGAGGACGAUGAGACCGAGCUUAUGUGGCCGGGUAGCUUCCGACGGAUAGAUGAGGAACGCCUUAUUGCCAAUUCCCUCGUGAAUAUCUCAGAGGCAGCCCCAACUGCGGACAUAGAUGAGCGUGCGCCGGAUCUCACAUUGAGGCUUUAAGAAGAGAAGAAGUCCUCUUCUUACCCCCCUCUAAUCUAUUUGGUGAUUUGAUGUGUAUGUCUUGCCAUUCUAUAAGUUUUCUUGCAAGGAUUAUUGGGAGCUCCUAUGCUUGUUUAUGCUAUAUAUUAUGCUGUUUAUAUGAGUUAUUUUGUUGUAAUU